UUUGUAUUUAAACUCUUCCGGGUUGAAACCGCGCUCACACCGACGUAACCCAAAACAAAAACUCUUGCGUUCGGUCACUAUAUGAUUAAAUUUAAUGAUUAAUAAAGAAUCUGAUUAAUUUCAAUAUGGCGGGUUUACCACCGGGUGAUCCGCAGCUAGUGUCAAUGAUAGUCAAUCACUUAAAAACACAGGGACUCUUCGACCAGUUCAGGAGAGACUGCCUCGCAGAUGUCGACACUAAGCCAGCAUAUCUGAACCUGAAACAACGAGUGGACAACUUUGUCUCCAAUCACCUCUCCAACCAUACAUGGAGCCCCCAGUUGAACAAAAACCAGUUGCGGAACAACAUCAGGCAGCUGGUGUUGCAAUCCGGCAUGCUGGAGCAGGGUGUGGAUAGAAUCGUGGCCCAGGUGGUGGAUCCCAAAGUCAACCACAUCUUCAGGCCGCAAGUAGAGAAAGUGGUCGACCAAUUCGUGUCACCUGGCACCAGCAGCGAGGAGCCGCCGGGGCCGACGUCCUCGACGGAGACCCAAGUGGACGCUGUCAUUCCUCAGCAGGCCUCAACAUCUGUGCCGACAUCCACUGCUGCCACAGACGCCAUGUCCAUCCUGGACGCCAUUACCUCGCUUAACCAGGAGGCCAACAUCAGGUCCACCGAGAAGGGACGCAAAGCCCUUGACGAGCCCGUUGAGGACGGCGAGCAGGACAUGAGUCUGGAUGAGGAAGAAGACAGGAAGACGGAGGAGGAAGAGGCAGACCAAGCAAAUCUGGGGGAGGAGCUCCGGGAAUUAGAGGUAACGACAGUCGACGCUCCGGACCAGAUGGACAUUGGGAAGGAAAUCUCCCCGGAGGAAAUAAACAUGCAGGAGGAAGAGCCACGAGGGGAAGACCAGGCUGAGGAGAAACUGAAAGUGGGUGUUAAAACAAGUGGGAAACCUUCAGAGGAGAAACAGGAGGAAGAAAACUACCAGGCCAAGCAGAAAGCCAAAGAGAGGAUAAAAGAAGAGUAUUCUUUGGAGGACUCUGAUUUGGACGGCCUGAGUGACAUCACUGUGAGUUCCGUGCACACCAGUGACCUGUCAUCAUUUGAAGGGGAGAGCGAAGACGAAGAGCCGUUGUCUGAUUCCUCUGAGGAGGGCGAGCGUGCACCAGAUGGUGAAAACUUAGACAAGAGAGAAGCUGGUGAGGAGAUGGGAGAAGAAGGCAAAGAGAGUAAGCCUCGCCGCAAGGCCUACGUCCACAAGCCCUUUCUGUACUCCCGUUACUAUAGCGACUCUGAUGACGAGGUCACUGUCGAGGAAAGACGGAGAUCUGCGGCCAAGGACAAAGAAGAACGUCUGCUCAAAAGGCAGCAAAAUCGAGAGCGAAUGGAAGAGAAACGCAAGAUGAAAGCAGCACAGUCUGAAGAACAAGAUCAGAAAAAACAGAAGAGCAGCCUGUCGGCUGGGCUCAAAACACCCCGAGCCAAAGAAGCCCGUAAAGAGCGUAAAGUUCUGGAGAAAAAAGUGGCUCUCAGCAGAAUGAGGAAGCUCGACUCAAGGAAAGAAGAUGAGGUGACCAGCAAGAAAAAAGGAGAAGCAGGAGAAACAUCAAAGAAAUCAGAAGUAAAAUCAACACCAUUGCGCAGCCUACAUCAGAAGCUGGUGAGAAAUCAGUCCGAGUCUUCGGUGCCUGACGAGAGGCACCGAAUUACAAGCGGGAGUGGCGGCAUCUCGGAAGAUUUGGGUGACGCCAAGAAGCUCCCUGACAAAAGUCGCACGCACGCCUUCAUCUUGGACUUGGAGCUGGGCUCACAGGAGGCUCUCAGGCAGCGAUCCGUCGGGAAGUUUGACCGCCCGUCCCGCAAGGAGCGCAAGGAGAAGGAACGCUCGAUGUCUGAGGAGCUCCCCAAGCUCAAACUGAAGCAGGAGAAGAAAUCCGAAUUCCAGGUCAACGAAUCUCAGCAAAAGGAGAGCAUGACUGCCAGGACGUCCUCUGAUGAGAGAAGUGAGAAAAAGCCUAAAGUGAAAAAUGAGAAGAAAAUGACCAGUACAAAGGAACCGAAGACUUCUGCUCCCGAAGCUGAUGAGGCUUCAGCCAAGAGGAUGCGGGCUCUGUCUGUUGACAAAGACAAGAGUCGUGAGAAAGACAAGAUGAAAGAGAAAGAAAAGACAAAAGGGGCUAAAAUAGCCAAAAGUGAGUCAAAGCAAGCGCUCCAUCAUGAUUCUUCUGGCUCCUCUGAGGAUCGGCCUGAGGUGGCACAAGGAGUGGACAGCGGUAAGAAGAAAGAGAAACACGGCAAAGACAUCCUGAAAAGGUCCAAGAGCCACAGUGAGGACAAACCCAAACUAAAAACGGAAAACAAAGAAAAGACAAAAGCAGAGCAACCCAACAAGACUCUCGCCGACAGCGACAAAUCCCCAAAGAGAGUCAAACAAGCAGAGAAAGGAAAACCCAUGGAAAAAUCCAAACCCAGAGAGGAACUCAAGUCCCACACGGCAUCCAAGACGGACAAAAAAACUCACAGUUUGGACAUUCGUGGGGCCUCGGGUGCCAGCAAACCUGAGAAGGAAAAGAAGAAGGAGGGCCCUGUGAAGGAGCAGAGGAGAAGCUCUGAAGAGGCUGUUGUCAAGAGCGCAAAGAAAAAAGCGGACAAGAAAGAGAAGAAAGAGGAGAACCACGAGGGGAAGAAAGCACCCACAGAAGACAAGGUUGACAAGUCAGACAUGUCUGUUUCCACGGAGGCCGAGGAGACGCCAAUGCAAGCGACACUCGCCGAAUCGGCCAUCGUCUCCUCUGACGGCGCUUGCGAACCUUUCAGCGACAUCGCCCCCGAAGCGGAGACGCCAGUGCAGGAAAUGCCCGUCGUGCCACCGGAGGCCGACGCUCUGCUGACGCUGAUGGACGUGUGCACCUCGGCCAUGGAUGCCAGGCUGCACGCGGCGGUCGGCGGCGAGCACGGCCAACUGCAGGCGACCCUGCAGGACGCCGACAUGAAGAUGAAAGAGGCGGCCCUCACGCUGCUCUCCAUGGACCCCGACAGCGCUUUGUCUUCUGCCUUCAUGAGUCACGGACUAAAAGAGGAGACGGAGGAGCCGAUGCCCAAGGAGAACAAGCAGAACCCACAAGAAGAGGCUUCUGACUUUGUGUACCAGACUGUGAAGGAUGAGGGUGACAAAUUGAACAGUGAAGAAAAAUCUGAAAUGGAUGCAGCAAGUGACAAACCCCCCUUGCUGCCUGCUGUCCAGGAGAAAGACUCCAAGCCACAAGACCUUUCUUCGAAUGAAAAGACUCAAACUGGAGAGAAAGCUGUCGACUCAGCGCUAGCUGAAAAUGAGGCAGCACCUUCUGAUGAACAUGACGCUCCAGUUGCUGAUGACGGCACAGGAAACGUGGAGGGGAAUGUUGCUGUGCAUUCUUGUGAGGCAGCUACUCUAGAGCAUGUUGACAGUCCACAAGUGCAAACCGCGUCAGAUGUCGUCGACACGCUGACACGGGCCAAUGCAGACGAGAUAUUAGCCAUGAAGCAGAUGGACGUCGGUAAGGCUGCAUCAGGCAAACUGGAUCUGCAAAAACAGGAAGAGGAGGAGCAUGGUGCACAAACUGUGGAACUCUGCUUUCCAACUGGAGUGGUCACAGAACCCAAGAGUGGAACAGAAAUGGCCAAACAAGAAAGUGAGAGCUCAGACAUCCGUGAGCCUGAGAAGAACUCUGAGGUGUCCAAGAAGCAGGAAAGAGGACGAGGCAGACCGAAACGAAAGCUGUCAAAUCAGAAUGUUGCAGCAGUGAAUGAAUGCGUAGGUAGCGAUCAGGAUGCAAAAGAACCGUCACCUGAGGAAACUGAGCAGCCGAAGGUUGUGGAGGUGAAAACGCCGCGCAGGGGACGAUCGUCAAAAGCCGCGGAAGAAGUGGAGGAGGAGCCGCUGAAGCAAUUGGAGAAAAAGGAGCAGACGCCAGGUCGCAGAGGGAGACGUCCAGCAGCCAAGGGUAUCGCUGCUGAUCGGAUUGAAAUGAAGGCCUCAUUAUCAGAUGAACCCGCAGUGAAGAAGAAGAGAUCAGCGAAGAAUGGAGAAGUGGGAGAUGAAAUUAUCAAGAACACCAGUGAGGAGGCCAUGAAGGACACAAGUAAGGAGGCCACUGCAGAAACAAGUGGGGAGGACACAAAUGAGGCUCGGACCGGCACAAGUGCGGAGACCAUAAGUGAAGAAACCCUAAAGAGCACAAGUGAAGAGAUGAUGGAUGAGGCUGGAAAGGGCACAAGUGAGGAAGCUAUGCAAGUGACAGAUGAGCAGGCUUCAAAUGGUAAAAGUGAGGAAGCGACUACAAAUACGAGCGUGGAGACCAUCAAAGACACAAGUGAGGAAGCAGUAGAAGACUCUCAUGAGAAGGCGACCAAGGACUCAAAUGAGGAAGCCACAACCGAUGUUAGUGAAGAGAGAACAAAGGACACAAAUGAGGAAGCAUCUAAGGACACAAAUGAAAAGGCAUCUAAGGACACAAAUGAAAAGGCAUCUAAGGACACAAGUGAGGAGGCAUCUAAGGAUACCAGUGAGGAGGCAUCUAAGGAUACCAGUGAGGAGGCAUCUAAGGAUACCAGUGAGGAGGCAUCUAAGGAUACAAGUGAGGAGGCAUCUAAGGACAUAAGUGAGGAGGCAUACAAGGACCUGAUUGAGGAGGCAUCUAAAGACACAAGUGAGGAGGCAUCUAAGGGCACAAGUGAGAUGGCAUCUGAGAACACAAGUGAAGAGACAUCUAAGGACACAAGUGAGAUGGCAACUAUGGAAACAAAUGAGGAUGCCAUAAUGGAUGCUACUGACGAGUACACAAGUGAAGAGGGCAUCAAGGACACACACGAGGAGACAAUGAAGGACACAAUUUCUACCCCCAAAAACGAGGAGGCAAAGGUGGAGAGCGGCAGUGAGAAGAAACCCGACGUUGUACGUGGGCAGGUUGACGAGCAGCAAGGUUCCACUCCCAAGAAGCCGGCUCGGAGGGGAAGACCGCCCAAGGCCGCAAUGGCCUUAAAUGACUCAGAUAAAAAAGAGAAGACUGCAGCUGAAAAGGAGGCGGAGCAGAAUGACGAGGACGAGAUGGGUGGAGAGAAAGACCACGACGGCAAAGAAAAGAAAGGCCGAGCUACAACGCGCUUGGCAUCUCGUCUGGAAGCUGAAAGAAACAAGCCCAGCAAACCUUCCACGAGGGCCAGUCGACUGAGCGGCAAAGACGAGACUGCAGCUGCUGCGCGUGGAACCAGGAGCCCGGCAAACGGCACCAAGGGGGCCCGCAAACUGGAGGCCAGCCCUGCUGCUGUGCGAACGCGAGGAGGGCAGAAGCCAGAGGAGCCCCCGGCCAAACGAGGAAAACGCUGCUCUCACGUAAACAAUUAAAUUUAGACGCUUGCAUCUGUGCUUGGGGAGGGCAGGGCGCACAGCUCAGCAGA
Molecule: messenger RNA, 5419 nt
Organism: Syngnathus acus (greater pipefish)
Lineage: Eukaryota; Metazoa; Chordata; Actinopteri; Syngnathiformes; Syngnathidae
Gene: bod1l1
Product: biorientation of chromosomes in cell division 1-like 1
Exons: 27
Coding region: 126-5366 (1746 amino acids)
Source: RefSeq, a predicted model, not a curated record